Messenger RNA from Linnemannia hyalina, 2583 nucleotides. The record is from the annotation of a GenBank genome assembly. Lineage: Eukaryota; Fungi; Mortierellomycota; Mortierellomycetes; Mortierellales; Mortierellaceae.
AUGUCCCUCGGAGUAGAGAAGUCUUGGUGGGCUUUUCAGACGGCAGCCUACUUGGUUUGGAGAGGUAACGCAAGGAUAUCAUUCGACGACCAGUGGUCUUUCAGCAGGGAGAGUAACAGUAGACUAACACUGAGAAAUGUCUUUGUUGAUAGCCGGUUCCCAGGACUUACAGAUGCUUUGCCUACUCUUUCAGACGGAUUCCGCAGAGAGCAGGACGGGUGCCCCUUGGUGGCGAUCAGCGCAUCGCCCAACGGAUUUGCUCUCAACACCUUGUCGCUCAAUGGCCAUAUUUCGAGCUCCUUCACCUCAGAGACAUCGGGAUACGACCUGGAGGUGGAUGUACUGGUCCGACAUGCAGUCGUGGCUGUUUUGAACGAGUGGGAUUACUCCGACAUUGUGUCGAUCAUCGUCAAGGCUGCCAGAGUUUCCAACGAUAAUCAACUACCGGAUCAGUUUAUCGAGGGCGUAUUCAAAUAUUACGACUCUAUCAACGGCGCAGAGGACUCUAGUGUUCUCGAACCAUUCUUGCCGCGAGCCUCAGUGUUGCGUCGGAUGCUGUCGUUGCAACUGGUGUUGUUCCAGUCGCUUCCUCGGAAACUAGUUCAAUAUCGGGCAACCAGUGCUCUCUUACACCUUCAGUCCAUCGGCGAGGUGUUCUUGGGAUGCUGUACCUCAGACGCAGCGACUGUGGCGGCUCACAUGGAACCAGGAUCGAACGUGGCAGCAGGACAGAAACCGCUUGCAUUCAACACCGAUGCUCUUUGGUCGCUUUUCCCGCUCUGUGGAUGGGUCCUGGACUUUUGCACGAUCCUCUUCCGUGAGCUGGCUGUGUUUCUCAACCGGAAAAUCAAGCAGGGACCGACAUCCAGUGUUUCACAUGGUGCUGCUAGCGGACACAGCCCUGGCACCUCGACACCCGCACCAAGCAUUUUGUGCUUCCUUUAUCACAGCCGCGCCAAAAAGACCUUGCGUUCAGUCUUGAUCUUGCUAGAGCAGUUUCACGCUUACGUUCGGGUGCGGGAACAACUCUACACCAAUGUGGUCCAGACCGGAGGAGCCAUUGAAGCGCCAACAGUGCCAGGACAGGAAAAAGUCAACAACCACACCAAUUCGAUGACCAUUCCAGAGGCAAUCGCCAUUAAGGACAUCAACAUCGCCAUCCUGUCUAGCCAUGCUGAGGCGACGUUCACGCGUUGUCCACUCAAGAUUGGCAUUCUCAAGUCCAUGCUUCGGGAUCUGAGUGGAAUUGGCCAUCACGUUGAUAUCACACGGCCGAACGGUAUCAACGGCACCUUGCAUCGGACUGGCGAAAGCGGGAUUCUGGAUAAGUCCGCCUCGGAUCACAUUGUUUUCAUCAAAGGUAUCGUCCCGUCAAGCGGCAGUGCAUCGUUAGCUCAAUCAAAGACGGAGCUGAAGAUGAUCACCAGAAGAUACCCGACAGUAUGGGACAUGAAUCGACUCAUGUUUUCGACCAUUCAUUGGCUGGACAUUGAGCCCGCCCAGACGCUCUAUUCGUCCAGGUCAGGAUCGGGAGAAAAGGUCGCCGCCAUGCAUCCUUCACGCUGCCGCAUCGACCCAGCAAAUGCUCUCAAGCCUCGUGUUAUUUCGCCCAUCAACGCGUCUCCCAACCUCGGCCGCCAACAGUUCCCGCUUCUUCAACACCACCCUUCCAACACGAGCACCAUAUCAACGGGAUCUAGAGGGUCGAUCAGCGGUGUCUCAGGGAGAACGGGUCCUGUGUCGAUGAGGGUGUUUACCGAGUCGCCCGGCGAAUUGCCCAUGUCACAUCAGUCGAUUGACCCAGCACUCCGAUCCAUGGGUCACGGGUUGGUGGAUAACUCUUCGACGAUGGCCACUGCUGGAUCAGUUCAUCAUGGAGGAACACUGGAUGGGACUACGCCAUCCAAUCUGGGUUCGCGAACCAUCUGGGGCUUGACGCACGAGGAGCGGGACGAUGACAUGGCAGGGCCUUCUAAUGACAGCCAAGAUGAUGGGCUGUUGAAUCUGAAGGCAAUCUGGAACAAUUGGAGCGUGGCUCUCCAAGGACAACUACGGCUCCAACUGGAUGGUCUAACCGCCAAUGUGGUAACUGAAGAUGACGCCAUGCUGGAGGACGAUGGAGAUGAGGACGACGAGGAAGGAGACAGCGAUGAGGAAAUGUGGGAAUACAGGAACCCGGUGCAACGCAGCAACGGUGGCAGCAGGAGGUCUUCGCUGGCUACCUUGAACCCAUCGUCGUUGUGGCUCCUCCAAGAAUCCAAAUCGAUUUCAACCAGGACGCGGUCAGAAUGGACUCUACUGCCAAUCUUAGCGGACGAAGGAUCUGAUCCAAACUCAGCACAUGUAGAGCCAAUAACAAUAGGUCGAUUGGCAUUGCAAGGUUUGGAGGGGAAAAUCGAGCCAGUGGUCGUGCCGUCUAGUCCCUUUGAAGAUGGAGAGCCAUCACAAACCGAGAUUGAGGCACAGGUCAGGAAGAGACGAUCUGGAGUCGAUCCUAUUCGCAAGGCCAAGAAGUACAAGUCCUCUGGUCGUGGCCGGCAGUGCAUCAGGUACUACCUUUAUGCUAUGCCAAGGUGUAUUUAA